AUGGAUAGCAUGAGUGAGGCAUUUGAUCAAAUGCAAAUGGUCAAGGAUGUUCUAGCCAACAGUGAUAAAGUUUCAGAGGUCCUACAAGAGUCUACUCAUCAGUUCAACCUGCUUACUUCACCCACCUUCCUACCAAAGGUCAAGGAUCAAGGGAAAUUCACUCUCCCUUGCACACUUGGGCAUCUUGAGAUUGACAAUGCCUUAGUGGAUUCUGGAGCAAGCAUCAAUCUGAUCUCUCUCUCCAUGGCAGAGAAGCUAGGCAUUGCUGGAGCCUUGCAGCGCCCUACUACUUCAAUCAUGUUUGGAGAUGCAACUUCUAAGUCUCCUCUUGGAGUGUUCAAGAACUAUCACUUGAAAAUUGGAGAAUGCAUCAUCCAAACUGAUCUCACUGUGAUGGAAAUGGAAGAAGAGAAGGAUUUGCCUCUGUUAUUGGGAACCCCUUUCCUUAGUACAGUUGGCGCUUCAAUAGACUUUCACAAGCAAGAAGUGAUCCUUCACAAGGUGAAUAGUUUGGUGUCAUAUCGCUUGCAGCCUAGAGGUUCAGACUUUUGUGCCACAAUUGACAGUACCAAUCUCAGUUCUAAGAGUCAUGGAGCUACAAAGGUUGUGAAGGAAAGGGUUGACAAAGAACCAAGAGUUGGGAAGGAUAAGGAUGAGAGAGGACCAAGGAUUGAGAAGCCACGUCUUGAGAGGGCUAGAGUUGAGAAACCACGAUCUGAUAGGCCAAGAGCUGAGAGACUUGUUCAAGCCCCUUGUGUGCUUGAUGAAGAGAGCCUUCAAGCUUUGUUUGAUGAGCCACUAGGAAGGGCUCUAAAAGAAGGGGAGGAUGCAGCCUCUAAGGCAAGACCAGGGAUAAAAGAAAGGAUCCACCAGCUCAGGCCCCUUCAUUCAAGCCAUCUCAGCUCACAAUGA
Molecule: messenger RNA, 912 nt
Organism: Microthlaspi erraticum
Lineage: Eukaryota; Viridiplantae; Streptophyta; Magnoliopsida; Brassicales; Brassicaceae
Source: the annotation of a GenBank genome assembly